Messenger RNA from Xenopus laevis (African clawed frog), 3403 nucleotides. RefSeq names its product hepatic leukemia factor L homeolog (gene hlf.L). The coding region runs from base 220 to 1104 and encodes 294 amino acids. Gene Ontology annotation, biological process: regulation of transcription by RNA polymerase II; regulation of DNA-templated transcription. Lineage: Eukaryota; Metazoa; Chordata; Amphibia; Anura; Pipidae. The transcript has 4 exons. The record is from RefSeq and is a predicted model, not a curated record. Gene Ontology annotation, cellular component: nucleus. Gene Ontology annotation, molecular function: DNA-binding transcription factor activity; RNA polymerase II cis-regulatory region sequence-specific DNA binding; DNA-binding transcription factor activity, RNA polymerase II-specific.
CUGCUGCUGCACAUGGAGGUGUGGAUGUUCCAGCAGGAGCAGCAGAGCUCAGAAGUGUUUGUGUUGUGCUUGCAAACAACAUCACAGUGAUCCCUGCACUGCCAGUCUACAGUGUAAACCCAUUGAUAACUUGUCAACGGCACAUCUCCCUCUCUCCUGUUUUUUUCUUUUUUUUUUUUUUUGGUUGAGCCAACUUGAAGCUGCUGCAAAAAAUUCACCAUGGAGAAAAUGUCCAGGGUUUUACCUCUAAAUCCAACUUUUAUACCUCCGACUUACGGAGUCCUGAAAUCUCUUCUGGAGAAUCCGCUGAAGUUACCCAUGCACCACGAAGAUGCCUUCUGUAAAGAAAAAGAGAAGAAAUUAGAAGAUGACAACACGGCAUCCACAGUCCCACAAUCCGCCUUUUUGGGGCCAACCUUAUGGGACAAGACGCUACCCUACGAUGGAGAUACCUUCCAGCUAGAGUACAUGGACCUGGAAGAGUUCCUCUCUGAAAAUGGCAUUCCUCCCAGCCAAUCCUCACAUGAACUGAGCCAUCACCAGCCAAGCCACCCACAAGCGUCUGCCACGUCACCAUCUGUUAUUGAUCUAAGCAACAGGGCAUCGACUUCUGUCCUGCCAGGCCUGGUACCUCACAACUGCAUGCACAGCCCAGUCAGACCCGGGCAAAUUUUGCCAGCAAACCGUAACACCCCAAGCCCAAUUGAUCCAGAAUCCAUCCAAGUGGCGGUCGGAUAUGAACCAGACCCAGCAGAUCUGGCUCUCUCCAGCAUUCCAGGCCAGGAGAUGUUUGACCCACGGAAGCGCAAGUUCUCAGACGAAGAGCUGAAACCACAGCCUAUGAUUAAGAAAGCUCGCAAGAUCUUUAUCUCAGAGGAUCUGAAGCAGGAUGAAAAAUACUGGGCCAGGCGCAAGAAGAACAACUUGGCCGCUAAGCGAUCACGGGAUGCUCGGAGACUGAAAGAGAACCAGAUUGCCAUCCGAGCCUCGUUCCUUGAGAAGGAGAACUCCGCCUUAAGAAUGGAGGUGGUUGACUUGCGGAAAGAGCUUGGCAAAUGCAAGAAUAUUUUGGCAAAGUAUGAAGCUCGACAUGGUCCCCUGUAGGAAAAUAAAAGGUGUGUUUUAUUUAAGGACAAAAUGGACACCCUUUCCCUGUAGCACUAAACACAAAUCAAACUGUCUGUCAUCAGCACUUUACUGGAAGCAGAAACAGUGUUUUUGUGUUUGUUAUUCUGCACUUUUCCAUUUUACAAAGGCUUUCUGAGAAGGCACCAACUUCUUAACCGGACUAUAUAACAAUAGGAAAAAACUCUUGUAGCAAAACCUGUUCCAGUGCUUACAAUUCACUCCAGAGCCAUCUUCCCCAUGUUCCUUUUAGGUUAUUGUCAGCCAUUAUGGGAGUAUGUAAAUUUCGCUGGAAGACCAUCUAUCAUUUUCCUUACAUCACAGGACACAUAAACCAUUCUACAGUCUUAUGAUCUGAAAUAAGAACUGUUUUAUAUGUUCUUGAAUUCUUUUGGUCCAGAAUCCUCAACUCUUUGUUUGGUUGGGGGGGGGGGUAGAGAGGACCUUGACAGCUAUGGAAAUAAAUACUAUAAUCAUUUUCUGAGAAAAAAAUAAGAAAAAUUAAAUCAUAAUAUAUAUGUCUAUAAGUAUUUCUAGGUUGAUUUUUUUUGUAUGUUUCAACUGUCAGCAAUAUUCCUUGAGUCAACACUUGUGAUUGUCCCAUCUCUGGUAAAUAACCUUCAUAUCGGCAUAAUGAAGAAUGAACAGUUAUUAAUGGGAGACGUAUUUGCCCCACUGUUGCACAUUUUAUAUAAAAAGCAAUAACGCUCUACACUAAGCAUGUAGGAUUCCACAAUGCUAAGCUACAAUAUAGCAUACAUAUAAACAUAUACCGCACCUUUAUAGAACUUCAGAUACAUUUGCAUGUACUGAUUUUCACCAUCCUGAUCAUUUUUCCCCCACUUGGAUUAUAUUUAAGUAGAAAUUCCAAUAACCCUGCAGAUCUUUUUUGACCUUCCUCCCCGAUGGAUGUGGUCUGCAGCUGAUUACAGCCACGGAUCUUUUUAUAGUAAAAUGUUGCUCAGAUUGACCAGUUUUUACUCACUACCUGCAAAUUUCCAAUUUUAUAUUGUAGGUCGUCGAAUGUCAGCCUAAGGUCUUAUAUGGCAUAAAGAGUCGUCUGCAUUCAGAAAAAAAAUAACUCUUACAUUUGUACAUAUAUGAAGUAUUAACAUGACAUGAAAUGUCAACACAAAACAGAAAAACUAUAUUCUUUUUGCUAGGUUUUACGGUUGUUUCCAGUAGUUGUAUUACAGUCUAAAGGCUUUGUUAUAUACCAAGUGUAAUUUAGCAUUGUCUAUUUAUGUAGUACGACUUAUAAGUGCAGGCAACUUGUGUUUUCUGUUUAAAUAAGUUGGCCUUUUUAACCUUGGGAAUUUGGGCUUUAAGCCUAACAGGCUCCAAAUGAAGCCCGUCUAUGGACUUAAAAUGAGUGGAUCAUCUCAUGGAAAGCCAUCCAGAAUCCAAAUUUUGAUUGGUUUGAAAGUUUCCUCACCUUAUUGAUCAUUGGCCAAUCAUACUGCAUUGGCCUUGUGUGAUACAGUCAUUGAGCUUGACUUCCAUAUAUUCACUUCUGUACAGAUAAUGGAUACUCUUCCACUAUUUUUCUAGCAGGUUUUUGGAUUGUCUGGACAGCUGUAGGCAACAACGGUCUGAAAAGUGGAACAUCUUUUAAAACCUAGGGAAUUGUAUUGCUGGUUUUGAAAAGGCUUAUCAUAUACUGAGUGGAAUUUCAGGAACCAGAGACCACUUGAGGGGAAAGACAAAGUUUAUUCGACACAGGCUCUGUGGAUUCCAAACACAAAGAAUCAGAACCGAACAAAGGAAUCACAGAGUUUUAUAGACUUGUAAAAGGGAGUUACUAGUGGGAGAGCAUAGAGAGAUUGCUCCACAGCACAGAAAAACAAAAAACUGCUCUUAUAGCCAAGCAAGUGGCUCUGCCUCAAGGUCAGGGUACUAGUAAUCAAGACUAGCUUGAGACUAGAAUCCAUCCAAGUUAGAGGGGCUCACAGGGAAUCUGCAUACACAGAAUGUUAUUCCUUUUCAAUUCCACCACACGGAUGUACUAACUGAAGAAAUAUAAAAUUCACAGAUUACUAGAAAACAAAUAUAAAUACAUGAAAUAUGUAUUUAUAUGAAAAUGAGUACCAAGCUUGUGGCCACCUAGCUGACAAAAGCAUCCUAAGUCUAAUCAAUAGCUACUACUGAUCUAUAUUUCAUGGACACCCCAGUAUAGGAGAGUGUCAGGGGAGCCAGAUAAUCAACAUAGUUAGUCAAGUGGAAGAGCUUUAAAGGAAUGAGGCAGAAGCUGGUUGAGCUGCUUGGCAUUAAUGUUAAA